Messenger RNA from Vitis riparia (riverbank grape), 2584 nucleotides. Its product is annotated as zinc finger CCCH domain-containing protein 34-like. Gene Ontology annotation, molecular function: mRNA binding; metal ion binding. The transcript has 7 exons. The record is from RefSeq and is a predicted model, not a curated record. Lineage: Eukaryota; Viridiplantae; Streptophyta; Magnoliopsida; Vitales; Vitaceae. Bases 338 to 1774 code for a protein of 478 amino acids.
CAACAUCUCCCAUGUUUGGCGCGUACACAAGGAAAGAGACGAAAAACAGCCACCCCUCUCAAAGCCCAAAGAGAGAAAGAUCAAACGCUUUGAAAACGGGGCUCACAAAAACACACUCACACCAAUACACAGGGACCUCACUAUCCCCAAUCCCCCCCUAAUUCUAAGCUUUUUCCUCAUCUAUUUUCUCUCCCCGGGCUUCGCUUCAUUUGAUCCAAACCUUCCAUUUCGGCUUUACUGGACAUUCCAGAAACUUCCGAAACAGCUGAAGCAUAGCGUUUUAGUUUUUGUUUUUAGGGGGGGGGGAGGGUGUGAAUUCGCCCUUGGAGACCGUACAAUGGACCGGUACGGUCGGGCACCGGCAAUGGAGGGGUCGCCGUCCGAUCCGUCGCAGGAAUGGACGGGGCCGGUGGCCGAAACCGGGCUGGAAGAGCCUUUGUGGCAGUUGGGAUUGGGGGGCGGUGGCGAGGCGUACCCGGAGCGGCCCGACGAGGCCGACUGCAUCUACUAUCUGAAGACGGGCUUUUGUGGGUAUGGUGCGCGGUGUCGGUUCAAUCAUCCCCGUGAUCGUGGUGGGGUGGGAGGAACUGUUAGACCUGGUGGAGGGGAGUUCCCAGAGCGAGUGGGCCAACCAGUAUGCCAGUUUUAUAUGAAGACAGGGACCUGUAAAUUUGGUGCUUCUUGCAAGUAUCACCAUCCAAGACAGGGAGGAGGAACUGUUAGCCCUGUGACACUAAACUAUUUUGGAUAUCCAUUGCGUCCGGGUGAAAAAGAGUGCUCCUACUAUGUGAAGACAGGACUUUGCAAGUUUGGUGAAACAUGUAAAUUCCAUCAUCCACAGCCAGAUAGCAUACAACUGUCAACUCCAGGACCUGCAGCUCUGCCUGCACCUGUACCAGCACACACUUUAUAUCCCACGGUGCAGUCUCCAUCAGUUCCUUCAUCUCAACAAUAUGGGCUAGUAGUCGCAAGGCCUCCACUGUUACCAAGUUCAUAUAUCCAUGGGCCUUACAGUCCUGUGUUGAUUCCCCCAGGAAUGGUUCCUUUUCCGGGUUGGAGUCAUUACCCGGCACCUGUCAGUCCAGUAGCCUCUCCAAGUACUCAACCUACUGUUGGAUCAGGCCAGAUGUAUGGGUUAACACCAUUAUCUCCUUCAGCACCUGCCUAUACAGGACCUUAUACACCCUUACCUUCUUCUGUUGGUCCUUCAAGCAGUAGCCAGAAGGAGCAGAUAUUUCCAGAAAGACCUGGCCAACCUGAAUGUCAAUAUUACAUGAGAACAGGGGAUUGCAAAUUUGGAUCCUCAUGUAAAUAUCACCAUCCACCAGAAUGGGAUACACCAAAAACAAAUUGUGUCCUUAGUCCGAUGGGUCUUCCUCUCCGUCCAGGUGCACCCCAAUGCACUCACUAUGCACAACGUGGAAUAUGCAAGUUUGGGCCCACAUGCAAAUUUGAUCACCCAAUGGGAACACUGAGUUAUAGUCCAUCUGCAUCAUCUCUGGCUGAUAUGCCAGUUGCUCCCUACCCUGUGGGAUCUUCUAUGGGUACACUUGCACCAUCGUCUUCAUCUUCGGAUUUGAGGCCAGAACUUAUUUCAGGAUCUAGCAAGGAAUCUCUUUCAACCAGAAUGUCAUCUUCUAUGAGUACAUCUAGUGGUUCAGUUGGUUCAAUUUUUUCAAAGAGUGGGCCUGGUCAUUCUAGUACCCAACAGCCUGUUCAGAGUUCUGGUCCUUCAACUGGCAGCAGUAGUUCGGAAGCUCAUACUGCAAGCUAAGCAAAAAUUUCAAGCAAUUCCUCAUUAUCCCUCUUUUUGGUCAAUUUUCAUGAAACGUUAUAUUUUUAUGCAAGUCCUCAAAUAGGAGGCUCCAUUUCUCAAUUAUCAUGGUUCCACAAUUUAGAUCUAGCACACGUCAGCUCUGGUCAUUGUGUUCAUAUAAUCUCCAUAUGGCCAUCUCUUUCAUCUUGAAUAAGCCAUAUUCAACCCCCAAAAGUCUUAGCAAAACCCAUAUAGCCUUCCACCUUGCUUCUGAAUAACCACGAAAGAAUCCCAUUGCCCCAUUAGACAAAUCCGCAUCCACCUCUCCAAUUUUUUUGGAGUCUGUUGUGUUUGUUUGUGCCCUAAUCUUAUUUCAAAACCAAAAAGAUCAGUCCCAUAGAGUUCCUUCCUUUUACAGUGACGUGUGUUCAUGGCUACUUUUUGUAGUUCCUCUUUAGAUUUGGGAACAAGCUUCCAAUUCGACUUAAAAAUGAAUUUGAAGGUGUUUUAUGUUCCCCUCUUUUUGUCAGGGUUUCAUUGUGAAAAAGAAAAGGAAUUCAGAGACUCCAAGGGGGCAUAACAAUGCUACCUUAUUUAGGAUAAGAUACAUAUAUGCUGUGAGAAGUGAAUUGCUUGACUUUCUCUUGAUAAAUUUAUUAUGAUUAUCAAAUACAAAAAUGUGAAGAAAAACACAUUGUAACAUUAUUCCCCUCUUUUAUUCGUCCAUCUAUUUGUAAGAUUGGAACUUUGUAAGCUUUACUUUUAUAUGCCAAAAUGCUGAAUUGCUUCUCCCAAGCCUUCAGCAAAUAGGGAAUUUCCUUUCUUGAA